AUGGAGGAUGUAUGUUAUUUCGAUUUAAUACCAUAUGAAACAGUUCAACAUAUACUAUCGUUUCUUGGACAUAUAGAGUUAUGUAGAUUAUCUCAGACAUCGAGCGAGAUGUCGAUGCACACCGAACUGAAAUGGGAUGAUCUACUGUUGGAUGUCUACGGUGAUAGUUGUGAAGCACUCAAUGAAAAGUAUGUCACUGAACAAGCGACACCUCUAUCGCCAUUCAAGCUCUAUGCAUAUCUACACCACAGAAUCACUAGAGUAGCGGGUGACAACUAUCUUCCGAUGCGUAGCAUUUGGUCGCGUCUUGAAAAGUGGGCUAUUGCCAACGAUCAACAAGAUUACCUUUUAGAUUCACUAAAGAUACCGAUCACCGAUAACAUCGUAGAGUUUAGCAAGGAUGCAACUGCAACUGUCCAUGUAUUCGAAAUGAACAGAGAACGAUAUAGAGUACCACCAAGAUUUCAGACAUCUAUAACACCACCACCAAUUCCUAAAUCCUGCCUGUUUCCACGAGAUUACAUUGCAUCGCUACUCAUCUACAAUGGUCAGAACAAGUCGACGCAGUACGGAUUAUUCGGAACGUUCGAAGCAUACGACUUUAAAACCAACAUCAUAUUAUUAUCAUUCGAGUCAUCCUCUGAUAUCUACCGACAGAAAUACUCUUACUAUGGAGAGAAAUUCGGUAAUAUAUGGCCAGUCGCUUUUUCCGUCUCCACUGAGCGUUGUUACUAUCUCGUAAUAAACAGCGACACCGGAUACAAAGAUAUUCAUCCGGGCAAUGUCAUUCUGCCAUGUGGAAACGGUUCGCCGAUAGUCGUUGCCAAUAGCUUCCAGGAGUUCCUGGAGCAGCAUGUCGUCAAGUUGGAAACGAAUGUACUUACUCUACGUGAUAACGUCAUCUCGAGAUAUCCAGAGUACUCCAAUUUCAUAUCACAAGUAAAGACCAAUGGUAUAUGGGUAAAAGGUAGUGCUGUCUAUGUACCCGAAGAAAGAGGUAGCGGCGACUAUUCCUUCUUCUACAGAAUAUCGAUGUGGAUGGAUAAAGAUGAAGAUGCAAGUUACUCAGCACAGCUCAUUACCAGACAUUGGGAUAUAUCAACACCAUCGAGAACCGAUACGGUCGAUGGUGAAGGUGUGAUCGGUGAAUUCCCGAAGCUUACACCCGGUGACAAAUUCGAGUAUUGCAGUCGUUGCAAUGUCGAUUCACCGAAUGGCAGUCAGAUGUCUGGCUACUUUAACUUUAUACCAUUGAAACCAAACAUGGAUACACCAUCGGUUAUCAGUGUAAUAGCACCGCCAUUCCAACUGGAUAUCUCUCAACAUUAA
Molecule: messenger RNA, 1329 nt
Organism: Heterostelium album PN500
Lineage: Eukaryota; Evosea; Eumycetozoa; Acytosteliales; Acytosteliaceae
Product: cyclin-like F-box containing protein
Exons: 1
Coding region: 1-1329 (442 amino acids)
Molecular function (GO): protein binding
Source: RefSeq, a predicted model, not a curated record